Messenger RNA from Megalobrama amblycephala (Wuchang bream), 1236 nucleotides. RefSeq lists its product as uncharacterized. The record is from RefSeq and is a predicted model, not a curated record. Bases 84 to 839 code for a protein of 251 amino acids. Gene Ontology annotation, biological process: regulation of apoptotic process. Lineage: Eukaryota; Metazoa; Chordata; Actinopteri; Cypriniformes; Xenocyprididae. The transcript is spliced from 5 exons.
ACUGAAACGAAAUCGAAAGUAAAAUCUGUCUAUGGUUAUUAUACAAGUCAAUACAAGGCUGUGGCGUAAACCUGUUGUAGAAAAUGGAGAAAGUCAUUAAAGAUAACAAACCUGAACUCAUCGAUUGGCUUAAAUCGGAUUCGUUGAUUAUUCUGCAACAUGUUCAAGCAAAGGGACUUAUAACAGCGUUGGAGUACGAUAAAUUGAAGUCUAUUACAAUUCCCAGUUAUAUGGUUAUUGAACUUUUGGACUUCAUCCUUGUAAAGGGUGAAAAUGCAUGUCGAGAUUUUCUGAUUUUGCUGAAAAAAGAUAAUGUGAAUGAAUUUUCUCCUGAACUCAGAAAAUGGAUCGAAACCGUGGACACUUCAGAGACAGCAAACACAGCUGGACAUUCAGGCAUCCAAGUAACAAGCAAAAUCUAUGCAUCUGGUGGCAGCAAUGUGUAUUCGCCUAAAAUAACUGCUGCAACUAUAGGCUCCAUUCAAAUGAAUAUGACUGUUGCACCCUCUGGCAAAUCAAAUGUGGCAACAAAUUGCCAAAAACCUGAUAGAGACUGUGAAAGAAGAGAAAAUGGUAGCAGGUCAAUACAAGAUUAUCAAAAGUUUCUAAAAGACAACAACAGUCAGUUGGUUCAAAAAGUGAAGAACAUUGAUCCAAUUAUUGAUGAUCUCAUUAAGUUCUUGCACGAUGAAUCAAUUGCAAAUGUGAGAGCGAAUCCAACACUCCAGAAGAAGAUGAGGGAACUGCUUGGCUGUGUGAACUGUGAAAGCAUAGCUAAGGCCAUCGUCGAUGCUUUGUUUAAGCAUGAAGAAUCUCUGAUGAAGGAACUGCUAUACUAAAGGUUGUAUUGUUUACGCACCAGUUUAACAGCAAAUGUUCCAAUGAAGAAAUCACAUUAUGUACUUUUAAAAAAAAAUUUUUUAACAGUUGAUUGGUGAUGAAAUGUUACUUUUCUUGUAUCUAGAAUCCAGGCUAAGGUUGUAUUUUUUACUCAUGAGUUUAACCACAAAUAUAACAGGGAAGCAUUGGCAUUAUGUACUUUUUUUCUUUUUUUUUAAUAAAUCGAUUGGUGUUAGAGUUUUACUUUUCUUGUAUCGAGAACUAAGUAUAUUGUUCAUAUAACCAAAAUUGUCAGUGGUGUGUGUGUAUAUGUAUAUAUACAGUGCCCUCCACAAAUAUUGGCACCCUUAGUAAACAUGAGCAAAGGCGGCUGUGGAAAUAAAUCUACUUUGUUUA